Molecule: messenger RNA, 852 nt
Organism: Punctularia strigosozonata HHB-11173 SS5
Lineage: Eukaryota; Fungi; Basidiomycota; Agaricomycetes; Corticiales; Punctulariaceae
Product: HAD-like protein
Exons: 6
Coding region: 1-852 (283 amino acids)
Source: RefSeq, a predicted model, not a curated record
AUGUCUGCACCACCGCUGUCGCACUUCAAGCUCCUUGUUUUCGAUGUGUACGGUACUCUUGUCGACUGGGAGACGGGCCUGUAUACCGCCCUGAAACCAUUACUGGCGAUGACCUCCGGGAAUACGUGGUCGAAGAGGGAGGCGCUGCAAGCUUUCUCGAGCGUUGAGAAAGAUUUGCAAGCCAAGUAUCCUGACAUGCUGUACUCAUAUUUGCUCGCCAAGGGGCACGCGGAUUUUGCGGCCCGACUCAAGUCGGAAUCUUCUGCACCUGCGCCGACAGGGUCGACAACAGCGCAAGUCGAAACGAGUUCAGCUGAAGCAUCGACCACCACCACUACGGCGUCGACAUCCGCGGGUACGAGCGCAGCUGGGCCCACGAAUGAUUCCCUAUCGUCCGCAGAUAUAGCAUUUGGACAAUCAAUCAAAGACUGGCCCGUGUUCCCCGACAGUGUGGCUGCUCUUGCCACUCUUUCGAAACACUACAAGUUGGUGGUGCUUAGCAAUGUCGAUGAGGCUAGCUUUGCUCACACCAAGGCGGCAUUGGAGCAUGGCUUCGCUUUCGACGAGAUCAUCACUGCGGAAGAUGUCGGCGCAUGGAAGCCAUCAACGAGGGGCCACCAAUACGUCCUCGACGUUGCCAAGCAGAACUUGGGAAUCGAGGCGAGCCAAGUUCUAGUCACGGCCCAAAGUCUCUGGCACGACCACACUCCCGCCAACAAACUCGGUCUAUCGUCUGUUUGGAUUGACCGCGCGGGUGCAACGAUUGGCAUUGAUAACCCGGAGAAGUACCAAUAUCUGCGACGUUUCGCCACUCUUGGCGAGAUGGCAGCCGCUGUUGACGCAGGCGAGUGA